Messenger RNA from Chrysochloris asiatica (Cape golden mole), 1459 nucleotides. RefSeq names its product methyltransferase like 4 (gene METTL4). Gene Ontology annotation, molecular function: nucleic acid binding; RNA methyltransferase activity; site-specific DNA-methyltransferase (adenine-specific) activity. The transcript is spliced from 8 exons. The coding region runs from base 1 to 1416 and encodes 471 amino acids. Lineage: Eukaryota; Metazoa; Chordata; Mammalia; Afrosoricida; Chrysochloridae. The record is from RefSeq and is a predicted model, not a curated record. Gene Ontology annotation, cellular component: nucleus; cytosol; RNA N6-methyladenosine methyltransferase complex.
AUGUCUGUGGUACACCAGCUGUCACCUGGAUGGUUACUGGAUCAUCUUUCUUUCAUUAACAAGAUCAACUAUCAACUUCAGCAUUAUGAGUCUUGUUGCAGUAAAAAUGAGUCCACUUUUUCUGACCAGUGUUGUUCUCUUCAAAUGACUUCUGUGUCUUCUUUUGGACCUUCUGCAACAUUUAUUGUUUCUGAUGUGACUACUAAACCUGAGAAUGAUGAUAGACGAAGUAGUGGAAUGCUCAUACAAAAAUAUGUUUUUCGAUCUGAAUUAUUUGAUGUCACCAAGCCCUAUAUAACUUCAGCUGGCCAUGAAGAAUGCCAACAAAGUAAUGAAAAGGAAGGUCUACUGGAUGGUGUUAAGAAAGAAAUCUCCACUUCUAUCAUUGGGAAGAAACGUAAAAGGUGCGUGAUUUUCAAUCAAGGUGAAUUGGAUGCUAUGGAAUACCAUACAAAGGUCAGGAGGCUGAUUUUGGAUGGAUCUUCACAGUUAGUUCAAGAGGGUCUCAAAAGUGGUUUUCUUUACCCACUUUCUGAAAAACGGGAGAAGUGUAGUGAACAUAUGACUUUACCACUUGAUACUUGUAAUUUAUCAGAAUUAUGUGAAAUGGCGAAGCAUUUGCCUUCUCUGAAUGACAUGGAACUUCAGACAUUACAAUUGAUGGAAGAUGAUAUGUCUGUUACAGAGCAGGAUUUAUUUUCACGGAUUGUUGAAAACAGCUCUAGCUUCACAAAAAUGAUUACUUUAAUGGGACAGAAAUACUUGCUCCCACCAAAAAGUAGUUUUCUUUUGUCUGACAUUUCUUGUAUGCAACCACUUCUGAAUUGUAGGAAAAAAUACGAUGUUAUUGUGAUAGAUCCACCAUGGCAAAACAAAUCAGUGAAAAGAAGUAACAGAUACAGUUAUUUAUCACCUAUGCAGAUAAAGCAAAUACCUGUUCCUAAAAUGGCUGCUCCAAACUGUCUUGUGAUUACUUGGGUGACCAAUAGACAGAAGCACCUGCGUUUUGUAAAAGAAGAACUUUAUCCGUCUUGGUCUCUGGAGAUAGUUGCUGAAUGGCACUGGGUAAAAAUCACCAAUUCAGGAGAGUUUGUGUUUCCGUUAGAUUCUCUGCACAAAAAGCCUUAUGAAGGUCUUAUACUGGGGAGAGUUCGAGAAAAUGCUGAUUUACAACUAAGGAAUGCUGAUGAAAAAAGGCUCACUAUUCCAGACCAUAAAUUAAUUGUCAGUGUGCCCUGUACUCUUCACUCACAUAAGCCACCCCUUGCUGAGGUUCUAAAAGACUACAUCAAGCCAGAUGGGCAAUGUUUAGAAUUGUUUGCUCGAAAUUUACAGCCAGGUUGGACUAGCUGGGGCAAUGAAGUUCUGAAAUUUCAGCAUGUGGAUUAUUUUGUUACUCUGGAAUCUGGAAGCUGACUAUGAUCUUGGCCAAAGUGGUAGUUUUCUUCAGUUUUUCGUC